Molecule: messenger RNA, 9333 nt
Organism: Epinephelus moara (kelp grouper)
Lineage: Eukaryota; Metazoa; Chordata; Actinopteri; Perciformes; Serranidae
Product: beta/gamma crystallin domain-containing protein 1-like
Exons: 23
Coding region: 165-7403 (2412 amino acids)
Biological process (GO): lens development in camera-type eye; visual perception
Molecular function (GO): structural constituent of eye lens
Source: RefSeq, a predicted model, not a curated record
GUGGAUGCUUUACUGGAUGCGAGGAGGACUAAACACAACAUGUUCAUGUGUUAGACACUUAUUUCAGUGCAGAUCCUUUUCUGUACAUACAUUUUUUGGAGGGGGAAAGUUGGAAAGUUUUCUUCUAUGUCUAAUUAAGGGAGUUUUUGUUCUAAACAAAAAUCAUGUUCACAUCCUACAUAAAGAAUCUGAAUGAUUUGGUAUUUUCUACGUCUGAGGACCCUGAGGAGCAGCAGAGCACCGGGGUCUUGGGUCGUAUCGGGAGCUGGCUUUCUCCAUGGAGGGGAAAGAGUCCAAAGAGUCCCACUGAUAAUGCCUCACCAACUGGUGAUCAGGCUCUUAGAUCAGAGAGAGAAGAAGAGAGCGAGGAGCCUGUGAGACCCCGGGCAAGGACACAACAGUGGGAGGAGAAGGGCCAGAGCUCCAAUCCAGAUCCACUCUUUUUCCCCAGAGACAUUUUUCCCUGUGAAGAGGGGGACGCCACGCAGUCUGCCCACAGAGUCGGCUCUGUUGUGAGCAGCACUGAGAGAGCAGAAGGAGGUCCAAAAAAGGAGGAGUUUGCGGAGAGCAGGAAGAAGAGAGCAGGGCAGGGCAAGGAGAGGGAGGAGAGCAGCAACGGUACUUCAGCAAGCGGGAAUCCUGAAAAGAAUGCCAGCCAUCUGACACAUCUCUCUCCGUCUGCUGAGCAGGGAGUGGUGUGGGACUCUGACCGGGCCCACACCCUGCCUCAGGCCCCGAGACGAGCACAGGCACAGGCCCAGGCAGGCGGGAAGCUCCAUGUGUACCUGGAGGAGACCAGCGUGACUCAACACGGCCAAGACACCUGUGCUGGACAGGAAGUUAAAAUCACAAAAAAGAACUUAAAGGUCCUCCCCAAAGCAAAGUCAUCCCCAAGUUUUGAUUUGAGCUCAAUUUCAAUAAGCGCAGAGAACAAAAGGACAAAUGUUAGGCCGGCUAUUGGGACGCAGAGUUAUUACAGUGCCCUCGUGGGAGUGUCACUGAAAUCACGCAAAGACUCACAGUCAUCGCCUGAACCUGUAGAACAAACAGACACCGACAGCAUGGGGCGUAAAAACGCAGCCAAGAGGAGAAUCAGGAAGAACUCUCAGGGAGAUGGAGGCAACAGCCCGCAGGAAAAAAUGUCUCCCAACACCCAACAUGUCCCAGAGGGAAUCCCUACAUCAGAUAACUCCGCGACCAGUCCUCAGGGCAAAAGUCCAAAGACACACAUGGGAGAGUCGUCUGCAGACUCCACCUCCAAGCACCACCCCACCUCUCAGGCUUCACCUGAGGGAGCGGAGAGUAAGACUUCCUGCUCCAAGUCAGUCAAGCAGUUGGACGGAUUCCAGGACUCAAAGUCAGUCACUGCAGCCGGUCUGGCGUGUGUGGUUGAUGGGGGCGCAGCAAUGGAGGACGACGACAGCCUUUACAAAGUUGAGAGGAAGACAGAGACACCAGAGUCCAAACGCAGGAGUAUCAAAGUUUCUCGAAGUGAGGUGAAGCUAUUUACAAAGAAUGUGCCUCUGAAACCAAAGCAAAGUCCAGCGGGUGACACCCAGGAACUUAAAUCAACGCUGAGGAAUAACGAAGAUGAAGCGAAGGAUAAGCCCGAAACAGAGAUUGAUGCAAGACUGCACCAACUGAAGAAAAUUGACGAGGAGCCUAAGCCAGGCGUUGGCCGCAUUGCAGAUAAAAUCAGCCUCUUUGAGCGCUCGACAGCGAGGGUCAACAAGCAGACCUUUCCAGCCCCGAGGAGCGCGGAUGUCUCUCCUGUCAGGAAUGCCACGGAUAGGCUGAAAGAAAAUUUGUUUCUGUCAGAGCAGAGGUCAAGAUCAGCUGAACGUUACAGCCCCACCAGGUCCAGCUCUGCUUCGCCUGUCAGGGAGAAGCUGAUGACGAUCAAAGAGCAAGCACAGAACUUCGCAGAGGCGUCUGAAACGGCGCCUCAAAAGCCAGCCUUGAUAGGGAUAUCUCAAAAAUCCACCUCGUCUGUUGCGGUGGCUGCAAUGAAGUCACCAGAACUGGACAGUCAGGGUAGACUGGAUACUAAAGUGCAAAUACAAGCAAAAGCAAAGUCAGAGAUAACUUUGAAACCAGAUGAACAAGAUACCACAGCUGUAGGGGUAAAAACUUCCAUCCCUAAAGAACAACCAGCAGACGCCAUAAGAAACGACACAGUUGCCUCAAAAACAGCUGAUCAAGGUACGAAGCCUGACAGCGUUGACGCACAUGUUCCAGCUAAAGGGACAGGUGAUGCAGAACUGACUGACAGCAUUAGCCCACAGUCCAAAGGCCCGAGCAGAACGGGCUCCCGCUCUAAAAGACGAAAAGGUAGGGAACCAACCAGUCCCAUGAGCCCGAGUAGUGAAAACGAGCCAGACUGCUCUACAAGUAAAGCAGAGCUCACUGCAACAAAGCAGAAACAGGUGGAUAUUAAAGCCGAGGCUGCUUCUGCCUCCAGACAGCUCACAGAGGAAGUCUCAUUACCAUCUGAUAAAGCCCAAGGAAAUACAUCAGACAAACAGUCUCUGCCUGAUACCAAACAGAAAGCACUUAGGAAGGAUUUGGAGCUUUUAGACAAACAGAAGAAACAGUUAGAUUCUUCAUUUAAAAAGGAGAGUAUUGACAAACUGGCCAACAGAAAGGAGAGAUUGCCUGAACCGUCUGUCAGCAAAGAUGAACCCGAUACUGGUGCUCAUAGCAGCGGAACAAAGACACCUAUUGACAAGGAUCCCGUUAUUUUACCUCAAAAGGAGGAGAAGGCUGGGGGACACAGCCUCUUAUUCACACAGAGGAGGGAAAAGGACUCCAAGGACAGCAAAGAAACUUCAGCCUCCCCCGCCUCACCUGCAGUACAACGACCUACUAAGAAGAUGGAGCCACCUGAUGAACAUCCCAAAUUAGAUAAGGAAAUGCCAUCUGAAUCAAAAAGUAAAGCAAAAGAAAGGGAGGCAAACACAAAUAAGGACACAGAACUAAUAAAUCCGGCCGAGAAUAAAAUUGUGGAGAAAUUAGAAAAGGUUGAGGGCGAAAAAACUGAGAGGAAAAACAAAGAAAAACCACAGCUGCUCCCGCGUUCAGAUAAAAAUACCCCAAAGGCCAAGGUUGCAGACAGCAGACGAGGUAUCUCGGGGACAGAGGGGAGCACUGCUAGAGAUGAUGAAAGAAAAAACGCUGAAAGAAAAGAUGAGACACAGCUGGUUAAAGUCAUGACAAAACCAGAGGCAAACCGUGCAGAACCGGCCGCUCAGUCCUCGAAAAACACCGCCGUUACAUCAGACCUCCCUGCUGAAAAACAGUGUGUCAGACAGACUAAGACUACACGUCCAGAGACGACUCCUGUUUGUGCCGAUAGCCACACUAAUGAGGCCGCGAGUGUGACCAAGAGUGGGAAAGGGCCUCCUGAGCUGCAGACAAAGUCCGCAAAAAGCCCUGGAACAGAAACAGAGCCAGCGGUGAUUGCAGCAGAACCACAGCCUCAUUCUGUAUCUGUGGAAAAAACGGAGAAUUCACCAGAUGACUCAUGUGCACAUGGAGCUAAUGAUGCUCAGCUCCCCAGCUCAAAGUCUAUUACCAAAGCAACUACAGCAGCUGAGAAAGUGGCUGUAAAAGCCGCUGAUGGCACUCCAUCUCUGAUAACUGCACAGACUGAUAACAGAUCAGAGAAGGACUCGUCUGUUAAAGAGCCCACUCCUAUUUCUGUCUCUGAAUCUGCGAGCGGCAGGGGAACAGAGUGGGAUGAUGGGAAAAAAAGUUCAAGUGUCAAAUCAGGGCCCUCAGAAGUCAUAGUCUCAGGAGAAGGAGACGUGAUGAAACUAGCUGCUAGGCGCCAACAGUGUGAGGAAUCAAAAAAUGCAGAGAGCACAAGUGAUAUCACUUCAGUCAAGGGCACAAAAAAAAUAGCACAGAGCGCCUCUGACGGCGCCGCAUCAAGCUCUGCAGUUACUGUGGUAGGGAAGACAGCUGAGAAAACAUUCCAAUCAAAAAUAAAUGAACUUUCACCUGUUGCUAACGGUGAUAUCUCUGCACUUCCACAACUCCACACAGUCAAAAAGGAAGCGGUCACUAAAAAGCAAAGUCUGAAAGCACUUACUUCCCCACAGGCCAAUAAGCUGUUCUCAGAGCAGCGUUCAGCCAUGAAGAAGCUCCAUUUGCCACGGGGACUGAGCAAAGAUGAUUCCGCAACACACCAUGACGCCCCCUCUAGCUGGCUGGAUGUAGACCUGCCUAAGAAGAAGCUUAAAUUCCCACCACCCAAACUGACCUCUUCUGGAAGUGAGAGCAAUCUUUUGGACGCUUCUAGUGAGUUAGACGACGCCGAUUUCAUUGAGAGAAUCAAGAACCUCUGCGCCCCGUUCUCCCUCCCGCCACGUAAACACAACCAAUUUCGGCUACCUCAGCCGCCAUUCGCCAUGCCCGCCAUCAAAGAGGUCGGCAUUGAGAAGACCUUUGACCCAGAGGAGUUUAAGUUUGGCUUAAGGAAGAAGAACAAGUUCACAGUGGAUACAGCCCCGAGCUUUUUAGCCAUGCUCCAGAACAAGGAGACAAAAUCAAGCCUGAAGCCUGCCAGGGCGAGCUUGGCAGACAGGAGCCUGCUGCUCAGCAGCCUGGACACUCACUCUCGCCUCAGGGACAAGAGCCCCGCCGAGGAUGAGGAAGGUGAAAAGAAGGAGGAGGAGAAAGACGAACAGGUCAGAGUGAAGUCUCGCUUGGAGGGGAGCUGCGUCCUCAGCAGCCUCACUUCCUCCAUCUUCAGAGGGAAGAGGAAUGGAGUCCAGGCGGAAGGCACCAGCUCCGGGGAUGUGUCCCCCAGUGAUACCCCUCGGCAAAGCCCCCCGCUGUCAAGCCCGACUGCCACAGCUCCACAUAAAAACACACAGGCCCUUGGCAACAGAGAGGAAGCCCAGGCUGCGGAGGCUGUGGUCAGUGACUCAGGCCCUCCACUUCCCUCCUUUAACGACAUCAAGCUGCCGGACUAUUUAGAGAAGUACCUCCCCCGAGAUCCUGCAAAGCCAGUGCAGAGCACACAAGGACAGGAGCAAGUCAAAACAGAGGUUAAUGGAAAAAUGAUAACUCCCGUCUCUGGAGGUGAAGCAGACCUGGCUGUGAAACCAGCUCCGGUGCUUCCUGAUGCCGUGCCUCCAUCUUUACCUGAUAUUACUCCGAUCACACACCCUGCAGUCCCUGAGCUCAAGCAGCCUCUGGCUCAGCCACAGGGAAUACUUAGAAAAACUAUAAGAACUGCCAAGGGAUUUCACAAGCGCCCAGGAAAGAUGGUGUUGUUCGAGAAAGCUCAGUUCAGCGGCCAGGCGCAUGAGAUUUACAGGGACUUAGCAGAUGCUAUGUCUCUGCAGCUCUCGCCUCUCAUAUCUGUGAAGGUUGUUAGAGGAUGCUGGGUGCUCUACGAGAAGCCUGACUUCCAGGGACGCACCAUCGCCUUGGAGGAGGGGGGCACUGAAUUGACAAACGUGUGGGCAGAGCCUGGGCCGGAGACAGAGCCGCAGAACAACCAACCGAUGCGGAUUGGCUCGAUUCGACUUGCUAUCAGGGAUUACAGCCUACCCCAUAUCGAUCUGUUUACUGAACCGGAGGGCCACGGCAGAGUAACACCUUACCAUGAUGACACAAUAGAGACGGGCUCGUUCGGCAUCCCGCUGAGCACCGCUUCCAUCCAAGUGCACUCCGGGGUGUGGCUGGUGUUCAGCGACCCAGGGUUCCAGGGCAUGGUAGCUGUGCUGGAGACAGGAGAGUAUCCUUUCCCCGAGGCCUGGGGCUUCCCAUCACCCUUUGUCGGAUCUCUUAGACCACUUAAAAUGGGUGGUUUUAAAGUGGAGAAUCCCAGUGAAGUCAAGGCUGUGGUGUAUGAGAAGCCUGGUUUUGAGGGCUCCUGUUUGGAAAUCGACAGUGACGUUUUCAGCUUUUGUGAGAGUGAAGGAGACGUUCCUAAAGAUGGAGCAAACCUUGACUCAACAAAACUGAAGUCUGUGGGUUCCUUAAAGAUCACUGGAGGACUCUGGGUGGGCUACAGCGAGCCUGGGUUUGAGGGCCAGCAGCACAUCCUGGAGGAAGGAGAGUACCUGGACUGCAGCGACUGGGGAGGCUCAGAGCCGAUUCUAUCACUGCGACCAGUUCUGGCUGACUUCAUGUCGCCGCACCUCAAAAUGUUCAGCGACAGAGAUUUCGGCGAGCUGGGAGUCAACAUUGACGUGUCGGUGCCUGUUAUUAACUUGGAUGACACGGGCUAUGGAGCGAAGACGCAGUCAGUCGACGUCAUCCGUGGCGUCUGGGUCGUGUUCGAGGAGCCAGGCUUCUGUGGUGAGAGCUACAUCCUGGAGAAAGGCCUGUAUGGAAGCCCGGAGGACUGGGGCGCGCUGCAGCCCAGAGUUGCCUCAGCUAUGCCGGUUGUGCUGGAUGAUUUUGAGAAUGCCGCCAAGUUCAAGGUGCAGCUUUUCUCUGAGCCAGGUUUUCAAGGCUCUGUCCUCCCUCUGGAGGACAGCGUGGCCUCUCUGCCGGACGGCAUCUCUGUGGCCUCGUGCAAGGUUCUGGCUGGAAGCUGGCUGGCAUUUGAGGGCCCAGACUUCACUGGCAGGAUGUAUGUGUUAGAAGUGGGGAGCUACCCAGACCUGAGAGCGAUGGGAUGUGUCANUAAAUCGCAAAUUCAUUGCACUCUCCGCCUACUCCAUUCCUUCAUGUACUUUGUGUCUCUUUUUUCACCGCUCGCUCGACAGGAGUUUUCGCUGCCAUCUAUCACUCUGUUUGAGCGGUGUGAUCUGCGGGGGAAGAGGGUGGUCCUGACAGAUGGAUCGGUCAACCUUCAGCUGGCUGGAGGCUGCAGCAGGGUCCAGUCUGUGGCCGUGGAAGGAGGCAUGUGGGUGUUAUACGAGGGAAUCAACUAUCGGGGGGCUCAGAUUUUGCUGAAACCCGGUGAGGUACUUGACUGGCGCAAGUUCAGCAGCUGGAAGAAAAUUGGAUCCCUCCGCCCUCUCAUACAGAAGCAAGUGCAUUUCCGUUUAAGGAACAGACAGACGGGGCUCAUGAUGUCAGUGACCGGCGAUUUGGCUGAUGUCAAGCUGAUGCGGAUCCAAGAAACGGAGGAGACCGAUGGGUUCGAGCAGAUCUGGUUCUACCAGAAUGGACAUCUCCACAGCCAGCUGCUCGAGGAGUGCUGCCUGUGUCCCAGCGGCAGUGUGACGAUGCCAGGAAGCCGCGUGGGUCUCAUCCCAGAGCUAGACAGCGAUAUCCACCUGUGGAGCAUCACCCCCGAGGGCUUUAUCCGGUACACCCCCACCCCUGAUCUAGUCCUGGACGUCAAAGGGGGCCUUCACUACGACAAAAACCACGUCAUCCUACAAACACUUGAUCCUCAUAAACUGCAACAAAGGUGGGACGUGGAGAUUAUAUGAAAACCAUGAACUGCUGCUGAACUGGACUCCUAAUAUUAUUAUCAGAAGAGCAGCUCUGCCGGAGGCUCUCUUAUGAAGCUGCAGUACGAAUGCUCAAGGGCGAGGUACAUCAUUGGAGAUGCUCAACCUCUGCUGCAGGAGGGCUACAAUGAUUUCCAAUGAGGAGGUCAGCGCGGAGAGCUGUGGAUAAAUCCAUAAGAAUGUAUUACGGCCCAGAGUGGAGUCUGAACUCGAUGCUUCAUAUUUUACACUUACCUAGCAAUAUAUCCCAAGGCUUAUAUUUUUUGUCUUUUCGUACAAUAAAUCUGUUUGCCUGAUGUUAAUUAACUUAAACAGUGUUAACACUUUACUGUGUUUUAUAUACAUAUAUAUAUAUAUAUAUAUAUAAAGCUUUAUUUUCCCAGCUGCAUGCAACAUGAGGAAACACAAAAUACAGUUUCUCUUGACAUGUUUUUUUCUCUUUGUUUAAUCAAAAUUGAUGCGCACAAAACUCUUUUGUUUUCAGAAUAAAAGUAUUUUUGUCAAUAAAUUUCUUUAAUACAAUAUACAUCAUGUUGAGCUGCGCUUGGUUUACAGCUAUGAACAGACUGAACGCAAAAUGCUUCAAAUUUAAAGUUUCAGUGUUUGUUUUUUCCCAAAUGUUGAAUGGUUAAAGGAACAGUGUGUAAGAUUUAAGUGGAUUUAGUGUAUCUAGUGAGCUGAAGCUUCACCUGGUUGUUCAGGAGGAUUGUACCAGGAGCCGAAUUAUCUACAGAGGUUGCUUCCUCUCCAAAACAAACAAACCAGUGAUUUAAACUGGUAAACUGGCUUGUCGGAGACAAGCUGCUAGCCCAGCAGCUGCUAAUGUGUGCCCACAUUUUAUUCUGAUAAGUUAAGAUCCAGGCAUUCAGGAGGUAUUUACCAGGAGCCGAAUUGACCCUUUGCUAAGUCUCGCCCAUGGACGCAGACUGACCCAUCAUAGUGUUGCAUCCGUCCGGCUCAGACCAGAGUCCAACCACAACACUGCUGUGCUCCACUGACUCAGAUUUCCUUCAUUUUCAGGCUGGUUUUGUGGAUUUGGAGCUAAAUGUUGUGCCUGGGGCACGUCGUGUAUUAAUGAUACUCGUUACCUGGAGAGGUUGGAAAAAGACAUACGUUUCUUCCCUGUACCAAAACCAAAAUCAGACCCUGGAAAGUGUAGGGUUAGCUAGCUAGCUACUGAAGAUAUAGCCUACUGAAUGUAUACACAUGCUGCUUUUGCUUUUUAAUGAUUAUAACAGUGGAAAAAAGGCCAACCCUGCUGUACAGGAACCAGUGAAGGGAAGCAGGAAAACUUUGCUGAUAUUCAACCAGCUCUGUGUCCUCGCGAUGAACGCUGUUUGACUUCCCCUGGAGAUCCCCACCCUUACAUUGGCAGAGGUCCGGGCGCUACCGUCGGCACAGUUCAUCUGCACACCCUGCGAUGCCACACAGCUGGUUCAGUAUCAGCAAAGUUUCCCUUUAUAUUCAUUGUCUUCUGUGUCAAUCAGCAGUGAUGUGGUGGUUCACUUUUACACUGUGAUCUGUAGCCUAUAGCUCGGCUUUAGCUUCUAACUAUCUUUGUCUUUUUAACCUGUUGUUGCUGCUGAGUCAGUUUGACAUCCUGGAUAUAUCCUUCAAACACAGACUGUAGACCCCUCUGUCUGCUUCUCUCUGGAAUCACUGUUUCAUUUUUCUAAAAACAUGAUAAUGUGUCUUCAGGGAGUGCAGUUAGUUACAGUGUGGGCUCCAUGCUUACUCCGACAGCUUGAUACUAGGGAUUUAAACCAGCAAUAACGGUAAAUAAUACAGAUUCACAUUUUGAAAAUCUGUUUUUCCGACGCUCUCAUUGCAGAGGGGCAACAUGACAUUGGGUAGUUGUCAAACAACUCCACAUGGACAAACGCAAAUGUGUUAUCAUGCUGCUUGAGCC